Molecule: messenger RNA, 4999 nt
Organism: Castor canadensis (American beaver)
Lineage: Eukaryota; Metazoa; Chordata; Mammalia; Rodentia; Castoridae
Source: RefSeq, a predicted model, not a curated record
UGAGUGGUGAGGAGCACAGCUUUAUUGAGACUGGACAACCCCGGAGUAGUGACUUGGCAUGCAAACAUGAGCUUAAGAGAGUGUGAGUGAAAGCUGAUAUUGGAAUAACGAUUCUGUGGCACAGACAUGGGAAUAAUUUAAUUAAUUGCACUGAAAUUUCUUUGAUGAAUAGUUAUGUGGUGAUAAGCAUGAGGUCGAACAGCAGAAUGAGUCUCAGCUUUUUAAUGGGCCAGCACAGCUGCAGUUUUGGAUGCCUUCCCACUUUAUUUUUGCCUGCAGCUCUCCACCGUGUUACUCAGCCACAUCUCUCCAGCUAAGCACACCCCUCGCGGGGCUCCCUCUCUGUGUCUGCAGAGCUGAGGAGCAAGUAUAUUUGGCCAUGGAAAGCAGGCUUGUGACUGCUUUGAAAUGAAAACCAGAUCAAACAAAAAUUGUGGAUGGUUUCCUUAUGAUGACUGCACUUCCCCUCCUCCCUGGAUCUCUAGGACACUUUGACAGAGUCUUUUCUGCUAAGUUGUAUGAAGAUUUUAAUAAAAAUUUCUUGUCCCCAGAGAAGGAGGCACGUCUUUGUUGUCAGAGUGCUAGAGAGAAAUGAGCAAUGCAGCCCAGCUGGAGCACCGGCAUUAAUCCCAUGAUUCCGAGCCCGUAUUUUCAGACAGAUCAAUUACUUAUGGCUGUAACCAAUCUCUCACCGUUGUCUUGCUGUGCAGGGCUCCAUUUGCAGACUUGGCAGCUGACACAGCCUUCCAACUUGAUAGGACUUCAGCUGCAAAUCUCUUCAGGUUGGCUGCCUCCAUCCACUGAAGUUAUACAAAUGAGUUGUUAAAUAAAAAUCAAAACUCAAAAAUUGUGGGCUGUAAUCUCCACUUGGCUCAGUAACACUCAUGGAUCUAGGCAACAUUUGCAUUUGGAUUUUUUUUUUAAAGCAAGAUGGAUGAUUCAGUUGUCUGACUUCCUUCACUUUUAUGGACAGGCUUUGCAUGAGAGGAAAUCUCUCUCUAGAGGGAAGAAAUUAUCCACAGUGGAUGCAUUUCUUAUCAACUUCUAAGUUGAAAGAUUAACUCAGGAAUGGAGAGAAAAGAGCUUAUGAGGACCCACGAAGGGCAUGUACAGCUCAAGCCUGGGCAGAGCAGCUGCAGGGACAGUGACAGUGACAGUGCCAGUGGAGAAUCCAAGGGCUUCCACAGGAGCAGCUCUCGCGAAAGGCUCAGCGACAGUUCAGCUCCUUCCAGCUUGGGAACAGGCUACUUCUGUGACAGUGACAGCGAUCAGGAAGAGAAGGCAUCAGAUACCAGCUCUGAGAAGCUGUUUAACACUGUUACUGUAAACAAAGAUUCGGAGUUAGGUGUUGGCACGCUGCCUGAACAUGACAGCCAGGAUGCCGGGCCGAUUGUCCCUAAGAUAUCGGGUCUAGAGAGAAGCCAGGAGAAGAGCCAGGACUGUUGCAAAGAGCAAAUCUUUGAGCCUGUGGUGCUUAAAGACCCCCGCCUGCAGGUUCCCCAGCCAGUUCCCCAGCCUCAGGCGGAGCCCCAGCUCCAGGCUCCUUCUCCGGACCCCAACUUGGUGCAGCGCACAGAGGCUCCUCCCCAGCCUCCUCCUCCCAAUACACAGCCACCACAGGGCCCCCCAGAGGUCCAGCUGCAGCCCGCCCCACAGCCUCAGGUGCAGCGGCCACCCAGGCCUCAGUCCCCCACCCAGCUGCUGCACCAGACCCUCCCGCCUGUGCAGGCCCACCCUGCCCAGAGCCUCUCCCAGCCUCUGUCUGUCUACAACAGCAGCAGCUUGAGCCUCAACAGUUUAAGCAGUAGCAGGAGCAGUACCCCAGCUAAGUCCCAGCCCGCCCCUCCUCACCUCUCCCAUCACCCCUCUGCCUCCCCAUUCCCCCUGUCCUUGCCUAACCACAGUCCCCUGCACAGCUUCACACCCACCCUCCAGCCCCCCGCACACUCACAUCACCCCAAUAUGUUUGCCCCUCCCACGGCUUUGCCUCCUCCACCACCACUGACGUCAGGGAGUCUGCCGGUCCCUGGACACCCUGCUGGGAGCACCUACUCAGAGCAAGACAUCUUGCGACAGGAACUGAACACGCGUUUCUUGGCCUCUCAGAGUGCUGACCGUGGGGCUUCCCUGGGCCCUCCACCCUACCUGCGGACCGAGUUCCACCAGCACCAGCAUCAGCACCAGCAUACCCACCAGCACACACACCAGCACACCUUCACACCGUUCCCCCACGCCAUCCCACCCACCGCCAUCAUGCCGACGCCAGCACCUCCCAUGGUGCGUACCCCAGGCAGAAAUUUUGACAAAUACCCUACCAAGGUUGACCCAUUCUACCGGCACAGUCUCUUCCAUUCCUACCCUCCUGCGGUGUCGGGCAUCCCCCCCAUGAUCCCACCUACUGGUCCUUUUGGGUCACUACAAGGAGCGUUUCAGCCCAAGACAUCCAACCCUAUUGAUGUCGCUGCUCGGCCUGGGACAGUCCCACACACUUUACUCCAGAAGGACCCAAGGUUGACAGAUCCUUUCAGACCCAUGUUAAGGAAACCAGGGAAGUGGUGCGCAAUGCACGUUCAUAUUGCCUGGCAAAUCUACCACCAUCAACAGAAAGUCAAGAAACAGAUGCAGUCAGACCCGCACAAACUGGAUUUUGGGCUGAAACCUGAAUUCCUGAGCCGCCCACCAGGCCCCAGUCUCUUUGGAGCCAUCCACCACCCUCAUGACCUGGCACGGCCUUCCACCUUGUUCUCUGCCGCUGGUGCUGCACACCCAACUGGGACCCCUUUCGGGCCACCUCCUCAUCACAGCAACUUCCUCAACCCUGCUGCUCACCUGGAGCCUUUCAAUCGGCCAUCCACCUUCACGGGCUUAGCAGCAGUUGGUGGCAAUGCCUUCGGAGGCCUCGGAAACCCUUCAGUCACACCCAACUCAGUGUUCGGCCACAAGGAUGGCCCCAGUGUGCAGAAUCUUAGCAACCCUCACGAACCCUGGAACCGGCUGCACCGAACGCCUCCGUCGUUCCCGACCCCUCCGCCCUGGCUGAAGCCAGGUGACCUGGAGCGCAGCGCGUCCGCUGCUGCUCAUGACAGAGAUAGAGAUGUAGAUAAACGAGACUCAUCUGUUAGUAAAGAUGACAAAGAAAGGGACAGCGUGGAGAAGCGACACUCCGGCCACCCCUCCCCGGCGCCCGUGCUCCCGGUGGGCGCCUUGGGCCACGCGCGCGGCUCCACGGAGCAGAUCCGGGGCCACCUGAACCCCGAGACCCGCGAGAAGGACAAACCCAAGGAGAGGGAGCGGGAGCACUCGGAGCCCCGCAAGGACCUGGCGGCGGAGGAGCACAAGGCGAAGGAGGGCCACCUGCCCGACAAGGACGGGCCUGGCGACGAGGCCAAGCAGCCGGCGGCUCGGCCACCCUCGCCCUACGCGCGGCCCAGCAGCACAUCGGGGGGCCGCGAGGCCGAGGUGCCCCGCAAGGGCGAGGCGGCCUUCGAGCACCCCAAGAAGGGUCCAGAGGUCAAGGUGAAGGAGGAGCGCAAGGAGGACCACGACCUGCCGCCCGAAGCUGCACCACCUGGCCCACGGCCCACUGAGCCCCCAGCAAACUCCUCUGCAUCCGCGGGGCCCUUGGCGUCCGUGCCCAUGGCGGUGGGCGUGCCGGGCAUGCACCCCAUGGGUAGCCUGGGGGGCCUGGACCGGACCCGCAUGAUGACACCCUUCAUGGGCCUCAGCCCCAUCCCUGGGGGUGAACGCUUCCCAUACCCCUCCUUCCACUGGGACCCCAUGCGGGACCCGCUUCGGGACCCCUACCGCGAGCUGGACCUGCACCGGCGGGACCCGCUAGGCCGGGACUUCCUGCUGCGCGGUGACCCGCUGCACCGACUGUCGGCACCGCGGCUGUACGAGGCCGAGCGCUCGUUCCGGGACCGCGAGCCGCACGACUACAGCCACCACCAUCACCACCACCAUCACCACGGCCCGCUGGUGGCCGGCGACCCGCGGCGGGAGCACGAGCGCGGCCACCUGGACGAGCGCGAGCGCCUGCAGCUCCUGCGCGACGACUACGAGCCCCCGCGGCUGCACGCCGUGCACCCCGCCGCCGCCGCCCUGGACGGCCACCUGGCGCACCCCGGGCUGCUGGCGCCCGGCCUGCCCAGCAUGCACUACCCACGCAUCAGCCCCACGGCUGGCCCGCAGAACGGGCUGCUCAACAAGACGCCCCCCGCAGCCGCGCUCAGCGCGCCGCCCCCGCUCAUCUCCACGCUGGGGGGCCGCCCGGGCUCCCCAAGAAGGACUACGCCCCUGUCAGCCGAGGUCAGGGACAGGCCACCCUCGCACACGCUCAAGGACAUCGAGGCCCGGUGAGCUGCGCCUGCACGCCUGCCUCCUGGCCCGGCUGGACACGCAGUUGGGGCCAUCCCCACCCCUGUCCUGGGCAGAUCCCAGACUCCCUUCCCUGCAGGAUUCCAGAUGCUUUUCUAUCUCUUCUGAUUUUUUCAGCCAAGUCUCAUGUCUCCUACUCUUUUCCGUUCCUUGUAUGAAACAUUUUCAUUUGAAGAUGGUGACAGACAUCAAGGUGAUGACAGCAGGGGGAGGGUGUGACACACACAUGCAAGUCACCAUGCAGAAGCUCCUUGCAGAAGAGAGGGGAGGCGUGUACAUAGUUGUGUAAAAAACAAAAGAUUGCGUCGUGAGCUCAUGGUUCAUAUAUGCAAAAGGGUAAGACGAAAGCUUUACUUUGUACAAAUGUGAAUAGGUAAAGAUUAAGUAACAUAAUACAUAAUACUUCUUCAAACGUGCUAUUUGCUGACCUAACGUCAGUGAACACAGCCCGCCCGGGUGGUGUUCCCAUCUAUUGUCAGAGACAGUUAAACCCUUCAACUAUGCAAUGAAUGUCGGGGCUUUGCACAAAAGCCCACCUGACUCAAAGCAGCCUUUUCAAAAUCCAUUUACAACAUACUUAAGGUCAUAUUUUCCCUGGACAAGCACUUACAUGACAUGACUG